AUGGAAGGUUUUGAUCCUUUUGUUCCAGGAGGAAUACCCUCUCAUUAUAUUGCAGCAAGAACAUUGGGAAUAUUAGCGGGCCUAUUCUAUCUUAGCGUCCGUCCACCACAACCUCUAUACAAAGGAUUGUGUAUUGGAAAUAUGGAAACCAUCCUUUCCAUUAGUAUUGCUGCUGUUUUUUUUUUGCAGCUUUUGUUGUUGCCGGAACUAUGUGGUAUGGGGUACUUCCAGCAAGAAAUAUAUCGAAGAGUUAGUGCUGCGCUAGCAGAAAAUCAAAUUUUAUCAGAAGCCUGGUCUAAAAUUUCUGAAAAAUUAGUUUUUUAUGAUUACAUCGGCAAUAAUCUGGCAAAAAAAGGAUUAUUCAGAGUAGGUUCAAUGGAUAACAGGGAUGGAAUAGUUGUUGUUGGAUGGUUAGGACACCCUAUCUUUAGCGAUAAAGAAGGGCGUGAACUUUUUGUAUAUCAUAUGCCUACUUUUUUUGAAAUAUUUUUGGUCAUUUUAGUAGACGGCGAUGAAAUUGGUAGACCCAAUGUUCCUUUUAGAAGGGCAGAAUCGAAGUAUAGUGUUGAACAAGUAGGUGUAACUGUUGAGUUAUAUGGCGGUGAACUCAACGGUGUCAGUUAUAGUGAUCCUGCUACUAUGAAAAAAAUAUGCUAG
Capsicum annuum is the source of this 657-nucleotide messenger RNA. Its product is annotated as photosystem II CP47 reaction center protein-like. The record is from RefSeq and is a predicted model, not a curated record. NCBI's taxonomy places the organism in Eukaryota, Viridiplantae, Streptophyta, Magnoliopsida, Solanales, Solanaceae. Gene Ontology annotation, cellular component: membrane; photosystem. Gene Ontology annotation, biological process: photosynthesis, light reaction; photosynthetic electron transport chain. Gene Ontology annotation, molecular function: chlorophyll binding. The transcript is spliced from 2 exons. Bases 1 to 657 code for a protein of 218 amino acids.